Striga asiatica is the source of this 1667-nucleotide messenger RNA. The record is from the annotation of a GenBank genome assembly. Lineage: Eukaryota; Viridiplantae; Streptophyta; Magnoliopsida; Lamiales; Orobanchaceae.
CCCGAUGAUAUUAUCCGUGUGACGGUUAGCGAAGCGCGACAAAAAUGGCGGUGGAGAGCUGCGGUGACAUACUCGCUCUGCCGGAGCACUGCAUUGCCAACCUCCUCUCGCUCACAAGCCCUAGAGACGCUUGCCGGCUGUCAGCGGUCGCAUCCACCUUCCGCCUCGCCACACAGUACGACACCGUUUGGGAUCGCUUCCUGCCCUCGGAUUACCGCGAUCUGUUGUCCCGGGCCGACGGCGGAGCCGAGCCCUUGAUAUCUAAAUUCCGUUCGAAGAAAGACCUCUAUCUCCACCUAUGUGACCAUCCGAUUCUCAUCGACGGUGGGCGUAAGAGCUUUUCAUUGGAGAAAUGCAGUGGAAAGAAAUGCUUCAUGAUAGCUGCAAGAGAUCUCGAUAUUGCAUGGAGCAAUACUCCUCAAUAUUGGCGAUGGAUAUCUCUUCCUGAAUCUAGGUUUUUUGAGGUGGCAGAGCUUCUCCACUUGUGCUGGUUUCAUAUACGUGGCAAAAUCAGCACCAAGAUGCUGUCCUCUGGCACGUGUUAUGUGGCAUACCUAGUGUUUGCUCGCAAAUCAGGGGCCUUCAAAUUCGACCUCCCAGCCGAGGCUUGUGUGGAGUUGAGUUCCCAGGAGAGUGAAAGGCAGAAAGUGUUUCUAGGUCGGGACAGAGCCCACGGGUCGUCUUACCGUCGAUUGCCUCGUUUGGUGAGACAACAACAGACGGUGGAGGAUGUGGUGGCCGAGUUUAAUGCUAAGUACCCUAAACCGAGGAGUGAUGGGUGGAUAGAGGUUGAGUUGGGAGAGUAUUUUGUCGAGGGAAGAGAAGAUGAUGUCUUGGAGUUGGGCCUCAGGGAGGUGAACGACUAUCAUGGGAAAAGCGGCUUAAUUGUUCAGGGGAUUGAGCUCAGGCCCAAGGCCAUGGGUGGAGACUCGAAAAAGAAUUUUAGCUGCGGUGACAUACACGCGCUGCCGGAGGACUGCAUUGCCAACGCCCUUUCGCUCACAAGCCCUAAGGACGCCUGCCGGCUGUCGGCGGUCGCGUCCAACUUCCGCAUCGCCUCCGAGUACGACACCGUUUGGGAUCGCUUCCUGCCCUCGGAUUAUCGCGAUCUGAUAUCCCGGGCCGCCGGCGGGCCCGAGCCCUUGCUUUCUAAGUUCCGGUCGAAGAAGGACCUCUAUCUCCACCUCUGUGACCAUCCAAUUCUCAUCGACGGUGGGCGUAAGAGCUUUUCGUUGGAGAAAUGUAGUGGAAAGAAAUGCUACAUGAUAGCAGCAAGAGAUCUCUAUAUUGUAUGGAGCGAUACUCCUCAAUAUUGGCGAUGGAUAUCUCUUCCCGAGUCUAGUGAAAAGCGCAGAGUUUUUCUUGAUCGGGAUGAAUCUCAUGAACCGAGAAGGCACAUUGUGCUCAGGACCUUGGGUUUGUUUUACCAUCGUUUGCCUCGUCUGGUGAGACAACAACAGACAGUGGAGGAUGAUUCGGAGGCUGAGUCCAAUGCUAAGUACCCGAAACAAAGGAGUGAUGGGUGGAUUGAGGUUGAAUUGGGAGAGUAUUUUGUUGAGGGAAGAGAAGAUGGUGAUUUGGAGUUGGGCGUGAUGGAAGUGAAUGAUGGUAACUGGAAAAGUGGUUUGAUUGUUCAGGGGAUUGAGCUCAGGCCAAAGGCUGUGACC